UUUUAUCUCUCUCUUUAGAAUCAAUCUCUUGAGAAGCAUACAGCCGCCAUCAUGAUAUAAUCUACCCUUCAAAUUCCUUUUCGCUAAAAAACCCUCUGCACACUUAAAUUAAAACCAAGAAUUUCCUCUCUAGGUUCAUCGGUUACAAUACCAUGGAUCGCCGUGACGGUGUUGAGUUGUUCAGAAAUUUCGCAGCUUUUCAAGAAUUCUCUAUGACUGGAAACCACCACCACCCCGAUGCCACCGGAAACCACCACCACGCAGCGUUUUUCGCUGCCGCCGCCGCCAACCACUAUCUCCAAUCCGACCAGCCCAAUUCCAAUUCCCAAUUCUGGGCCGCCGGAAACCAGCUACCCGCCGCCGCCGCCGGUUUCGUCAAUCACCAGCAGCACAACAACGAUUUUCUUACCGCCGGCAACCAUCUGAACAUGAACGGCACGGGCGUCCACAUCAGCCCUCGCUACGCCGACGACCAAGCGCUGCUGGAAUCCGAAUUUGCGAGGCUCAGCGUCAUGCCGACCGUCCGGCCUUCGGCAUUAAUUACGGCACCGCAGCCUAAUUACAACGGCGGCCGGAACUACUCGAUGUUGAACGACAACAACAACGGGAGAAACAUUAUUGACAUGCGGCAGAUGAGGAUCCAAUCGGCGGCGAGAGGAUUGUACAUGAAUUCCGAUUUCGACGACAAUCUGUACAAUUCUUGGAGGGAUAAUACGAAUUUGAACGGGUAUAAUCAUAAUAAUAGUCAAUUCCGAAAUUCAUAUGAAUUGGGGAUGGGCCGAGGUCGAAGCUUGACGUCGUUGAAGGAUUUGAGGGGGAAGAUCUUCUCAGUGGCGACGGAUCAGAACGGAUGCAGAUUCCUGCAGAGUAAGUUCGAGGAGGGGAAGCCGGAGGAGAUUCAGAUGAUAUUUAUGGAGGUGAAGGAUCAUAUAUGCGAAUUGAUGGUGGAUCAAUUUGGGAAUUAUCUGGUGCAGAAAUUCCUGGCCGCCUGCAAUCAAGAGCAGAUGACACACUUGCUCAUGGCGGUCAUCAAUGACGAGCACAGAUUCAUGGAUAUCUGCGUUGAUACGCACGGAAGUAGAUCUGUGCAGAGAUUGCUUGAGUUUCUGACGACGGCGGAGCAAAGGUCUCGUCUGAUAUCAGUUCUGAGGCGUAUAACUCUUCCACUCACCAAGAGCAUGAACGGCCAUCAUGUCAUUCAGUAUUUCUUGAAAUUCUAUUCUGUUGAAGAUAAAAAGCAUAUACUGAACGUGGUAGCGGAUCACUGCAUGGAGAUUGCGACGGACAAAAGCGGAUGCUGCGUUCUCCAACAAUGCGUGGAGCACGCGGUGGGGGAGCCGCGCGACCGCCUGAUAUCUGAGAUCACCUCCAACGCCCUCAUGCUGUCGGAGCAUCCGUACGGCAACUACGUGGUUCAGUACAUUCUGGGACUGAGAAUGGCGCACGCCACAGGCAACAUCAUCGCCCAGCUAUCUGGCAACAUCGUGUCCUUGUCCAUGAGCAAAUACGGAUCCAAUGUGGUGGAGAAAUUCCUCAAGGAUCCUGACAUCACUCAAGAUACCCAAAUCAUCCCCAUCAUUGAGGAACUCAUCUACAGCCCGCAUUUCUUGAGGGUUCUUCAAGAUCCCUUCGGCAACUACGUUGCUCAAUCUGCCUUUGCAGCCUCUAAGGGAGGUCUGCGCAGCGCCAUGAUCAGUCUGAUUCAGGCCAAUAAUCCCAACCUGCAUAGCCACCCACAUGGAAAGCGUGUGCUUCAGUGUAUCAAAGGAAACAAGAUUCGUGUAUGACAACGUUGUUCUCGUCUCCUCUUUGCUUUCGUGUUGGUGUUGUUGGAUACUCUCUCGUCUCCUCUUUGUUUUCGUGUUCGUGUUGUUUGAUUAGGCGUUUGUUGUGGUACUUUUGUGGUUGGAUUUUGUUGUUGCAUUAGUCUUUUGUUGUGGUUUGUGGUUUUUUAGAAUAAUGCUUUGUUCUUGAGGGGGAGGAUGCACGUCUUUGUUAUUCACUAUGUUUGACUCAAUCGACAAUUAGUUUUGUUGUGUCAUCA
Messenger RNA from Salvia miltiorrhiza (redroot sage), 2044 nucleotides. RefSeq names its product pumilio homolog 12-like. Gene Ontology annotation, molecular function: mRNA binding. Gene Ontology annotation, cellular component: cytoplasm. The record is from RefSeq and is a predicted model, not a curated record. Lineage: Eukaryota; Viridiplantae; Streptophyta; Magnoliopsida; Lamiales; Lamiaceae. The transcript is spliced from 4 exons. The coding region runs from base 153 to 1787 and encodes 544 amino acids. Gene Ontology annotation, biological process: post-transcriptional regulation of gene expression.